CCCCUCCCCCACAGUGUCCCGGAUGAGGAAGUGAAGCGCUGACAGGGCUGGGUUCCGUCACAGAGUCGAUCCGAACCUCGUCCGUAAACACACAAACGCGCGCGUCGAACCGAACCGAAGUCCACCGCAGGCUCGAGACCCGCAGAAACCGCAGACAUGAAUGACCAGCAGUUGGAUUGUGCUCUGGACCUCAUGAGGCGUUUGCCUCCACAACAGAUCGAGAAGAACCUCAGUGACCUCAUCGACCUGGUACCCAGUCUGUGUGAAGAUCUGCUGUCGUCUGUGGAUCAGCCGCUGAAAAUCGCUCGUGAUAAAGUGGUGGGGAAAGACUAUCUUCUGUGUGAUUAUAACCGUGACGGCGACUCCUACAGAUCCCCCUGGAGCAAUAAAUACGAGCCUCCUAUAGAUGAUGGAGCCAUGCCGUCCGCUCGCCUCCGUAAGCUCGAGGUGGAGGCCAACAACGCUUUCGACCAAUACAGAGACCUGUAUUUUGAGGGCGGGGUUUCGUCUGUCUAUCUGUGGGAUCUGGAUCAUGGAUUUGCUGGUGUUAUCCUCAUUAAGAAGGCAGGAGACGGCUCGAAAAAGAUCAAGGGAUGCUGGGACUCCAUCCAUGUGGUGGAGGUGCAGGAGAAAUCCAGCGGCCGUACGGCUCAUUACAAACUCACAUCUACUGUCAUGCUGUGGCUGCAAACCACCAAAACCGGCUCAGGAACCAUGAACCUGGGCGGCAGCCUCACCAGACAGAUGGAGAAAGAUGAGACUGUUGGAGAAUCUUCUCCUAACAUUGCUAACAUUGGACGCCUGGUGGAGGAUAUGGAAAAUAAGAUUCGAUCCACCCUGAAUGAGAUUUAUUUCGGCAAGACUAAAGACAUCGUCAACGGUCUGAGAUCUAUUGAGUCUCUUCCUGAUAAUCAAACGUACCGUCAGUUGCAGCGGGAACUCUCUCAGGUUCUGACUCAGCGUCAGAUCUACAUUGACUAGGGUCAGAGGAGCGUUCAGACGCUGGCGGAUAAGUCACAGAAGGAGGCUCUGAAGAACGAUCUGUUGAAUGCACUCACCCAACGCAGCAAACAGCAAAGCUAGAAACCGUCCGUCUCUCUCUCUCUCUCUCUCUCUCUCUCUCUCUCUCCCCUCUCUGUCUCUCUCUCUCUCUCUCUCUCUCUCUCUCUCUCUCUCUCUCUCUCUCUCUCUCUCUCUCUCUCUCUCUCUCUCUCUCUCUCUCUCUCUCUCUCUCUCUCUCUCUCUCUCUCUGUCUCCUCCUCU
Triplophysa rosa is the source of this 1263-nucleotide messenger RNA. It is a transcript of the gene capzb, whose product is annotated as capping actin protein of muscle Z-line subunit beta. The coding region runs from base 157 to 981 and encodes 274 amino acids. Gene Ontology annotation, cellular component: F-actin capping protein complex; cytoplasm. NCBI's taxonomy places the organism in Eukaryota, Metazoa, Chordata, Actinopteri, Cypriniformes, Nemacheilidae. The record is from RefSeq and is a predicted model, not a curated record. The transcript has 10 exons. Gene Ontology annotation, molecular function: actin filament binding. Gene Ontology annotation, biological process: cell morphogenesis; regulation of lamellipodium assembly; barbed-end actin filament capping.